Messenger RNA from Candidozyma auris, 696 nucleotides. RefSeq lists its product as uncharacterized. The coding region runs from base 1 to 696 and encodes 231 amino acids. The transcript has a single exon. Gene Ontology annotation, biological process: import into nucleus. Gene Ontology annotation, cellular component: cytoplasm. The record is from RefSeq and is a predicted model, not a curated record. NCBI's taxonomy places the organism in Eukaryota, Fungi, Ascomycota, Pichiomycetes, Serinales, Metschnikowiaceae.
AUGUCAGCAUUAAUCUUUGGUGCAACCGGCCUCUGCGGAAAUGAAAUCCUCAAAACUUCAGUUGCUCUGGCAAAGUUCAGUAACAUCACCACGGUGACUCGUCGUGAUUUCGACUUCGUCUCGGACAAACUCAACAAAAUAGUCGAGGCAGACCCCGCCAAAUAUAAAGACAUCAUUUCCUCUGCCAAGGCCUCGGUGCUUUUCUCUGCGUUGGCCACCACAAGAGCGGCAGCUGGCUCUGCCAAAAGAUUUGUGGAGAUCGAUCAUGACCUCAACUUGGAAAUCGCCAAGGCAGCUAAAGAGGCUGGCGUCAAGACUUUUGUUCUCGUAUCUUCUGUCGGCGCAAAUAGCCUGUCCCCUUUGUUGUAUCUCAAGACAAAGGGCCGCUUGGAGGAUGAUGUAAUUGCUCUCAAGUUCCCCCACACCAUCAUUUUGCGUCCUGGGCCCUUGUUGGGAGAGCGUGAGAAGCCUAAGGGCUUUCUCAAUGACUUGUCUGCGGGAACGUUGAAGUUUUUCCACAACACCUUCAUCGGCAACAACCUAUUUUAUCCUAUCUACGGCAGUGAGGUCGGUAAAGUAGCCGUUCAUUUGGCUGAGGAAUCUCUCGAGCAGUCCUCAGAGGAGCCUGCGGAGGAACCAAAGGUCAAAGUUGUGGGAGGAAAGGAGCUUAUUACUCUUUUCAAGUCCCUAAAGUAG